GGGGAGGGGGAGGGAGAGGGAGAGAGAGAGAGGAGGAGAGAGGAAGAGACCGGGAGGGAGAGGGAGGGAGAGAGAAAUAGAGAGAGAGAGGGAGAGACAGAUUGAAAUCAGUGGCUGUGACAAGCUAUGUAGCCUUGAGCUUGUAUUAUUAUAAACAGUGAGCUUCCUGACCCAGGAAUAGUCCUGUUCCCACUAGCAGCAGCAGCAGCAGCAGCUGCAGCAGCACCUGUGACGAUGUUAGCCAGGGGAAUCUCACAUCGGUCAGCUCUGGCCAAGAGCCGACAUUGCCUCCUUGGCUCAUCAAGAGAAGAUGUUUGGACACCUAGUGUCAGGAGCAUGCAGCUGCCAGCCAGAGGUGGUGAGCUGAGUGCCUUCCCUCUCCGGCUGCAGGGGCCCCGGCCCUUCAGUGAGAUCCCCUCAAAGGGGACCAAUGGUUGGAUGAAUCUGUUCCACUUCUGGAUGGAGGAUGGCAUGCAUAACAUGCAUAUUCGAACCUUACAAGGCUUCCAACAGUUAGGCCCAAUUUAUCGGGAGAAACUUGGCAAUUCAGAAUCGGUUUUUAUCAUCAACCCUGAUGAUGCUGCCUGCCUCUUUAAGGCAGAGGGACACUACCCAGAAAGAUAUUGUGUCCCACCAUGGUUGGCUUAUCACACCUACAUGAAAAAACCUAUUGGAGUCCUGUUCAAGAGCUCUGAAAGCUGGAAGAAAGAUCGGAUUUUCCUGAACCAGUUUGUGUUGGCUUUGGACUCAAUGACCAAUUUUGAGCCCCUUCUCACCCCAAUUUCAGAGGACUUUGUAAAGAAGAUUUACAAAGGGAUUGAGAGGAGCAACCAAGGAAAGUUCACAGUGGACCUCAGUCAGGACCUGUUUCGAUUUGCUUUUGAGUCUAUCUGCAACAUUCUGUUUGGGGAGCGUCUGGGACUCCUAGAAGAUUUUGUGGACCCCAAUGCCCAGAAGUUCAUCGAUGCUGUGUAUACAAUGUUCAAGACUAGCACUCCCAUGCUGAACAUCCCUCCAGAGCUGUUCCGCAUGGUCAGGGCCAAGACUUGGAGGGACCACGUGGCCUCGUGGGAUCUGAUUUUUGAGCGAGCUGAAGAUUAUGUACGGAACUUCUACCAGGACCAGAAAAUGAGAUCAGGAGGCACUGAGUGUUAUCCGGGUGUUCUCUACUGUCUCUUACACAAGAAUACCAUGAAUUUUGAAGAUAUCAAAGCCAAUGUUACAGAAAUGAUGGCAGGAGGAGUAGACACGACAGCAAUGACCCUGCAGUGGUGCAUGUAUGAAAUGGCUCGGAACCUAAAGGUACAAGAUAUGCUUCGGGCUGAAGUCCUGGCUGCCCAGCGAGAUGCCCAGGGAGAUGUGAAGAAGAUGCUCAAAUCAGUUCCACUUCUCAAAGCUGCCAUCAAAGAAACCCUGAGGUUACAUCCCAUAGCAGUUACCCUACAAAGGUACCUUCCAUCGGAUUUAGUUCUCCGGGAUUACAGGAUUCCCGCCCAAACACUGGUCCAAGUUGCCAUCUUUGCCAUGGGAAGGGAUCCUAACAUCUUCUCCAACCCAGAAAAGUUUGACCCCAGCAGAUGGCUCCAAGAGGACACCUACUUCCGGGCUCUGGGCUUUGGCUUUGGUCCUCGUCAGUGCCUUGGGAGGAGGAUUGCGGAGUUGGAGAUGACUAUCUUUCUGAUGCAUAUUCUGGAGAAAUUCAAGAUUGAAGUGCACAAGCUUUCAGACGUGGGGACCAUCUUUAAUCUCAUCCUGGUGCCUGACAAGCCCAUCGUGUUCACCUUCCGGCCCUUCAAGCCCCAGCUGUAACACAGAGAAACAGGACUCCUGUUUAUUUGUUACACAGAGAGUCUGGAGAUAAAAGGGGAGGCAGAUCCAAGCAGAGACAUGGCAAACCCAAGUAUAUAAUGUAAUGGUUUGUCUUGGCCAAGGAAAUUAUUCGCGUCUUUAUCUAGGGUAGGAAUUUUAACCUUGAGACUGAACUUUAAAAUAUACAUACAUACAUACAUAUAUAUAUAUAUACAUAUGUAUACACACACAUGCACAUAUAUAUAUAUAUAUAUAUGUAUAUUUGGAGAACUACAUUUCAAUAUACCUAGUUUCCUUUUGUAAUCUUGUGCAUUUUAUCCAAUUAAAAACAUGAUUCUGAGGAGUCCACAGGUUUCAUGAAACAGACAAAAGUGUUCCAUGACACAAAAAAAUUAAGGAUCCUUGUGGCCUAUGGAUUUGUCUGCUCCUAUGCCCUAUCUUGCUCUGGAGAAACAUCCCUCAAUCCACUAAAGAAGGUGGGUAGAAGCCUCGUUAUUGGAUUCAUUUGAGAUGUCACUCUCCUUUCCCUUCAUUUUUGUCAAUUACAGAUAUGACUGGAAGGAAAACAAUAAAAACUUGUAAUAUCUAAACUUCUCAAAAUGUCCGUUUUGU
Trichosurus vulpecula (common brushtail) is the source of this 2421-nucleotide messenger RNA. Its product is annotated as cholesterol side-chain cleavage enzyme, mitochondrial-like. Gene Ontology annotation, molecular function: heme binding; oxidoreductase activity, acting on paired donors, with incorporation or reduction of molecular oxygen; monooxygenase activity. NCBI's taxonomy places the organism in Eukaryota, Metazoa, Chordata, Mammalia, Diprotodontia, Phalangeridae. The transcript has 9 exons. Gene Ontology annotation, cellular component: mitochondrial inner membrane. Gene Ontology annotation, biological process: glucocorticoid biosynthetic process; C21-steroid hormone biosynthetic process; cellular response to peptide hormone stimulus. The coding region runs from base 235 to 1809 and encodes 524 amino acids. The record is from RefSeq and is a predicted model, not a curated record.